Messenger RNA from Thamnophis elegans (Western terrestrial garter snake), 1584 nucleotides. RefSeq names its product H-2 class I histocompatibility antigen, Q9 alpha chain-like. The transcript is spliced from 9 exons. The record is from RefSeq and is a predicted model, not a curated record. Bases 94 to 1179 code for a protein of 361 amino acids. Gene Ontology annotation, biological process: immune response. Lineage: Eukaryota; Metazoa; Chordata; Lepidosauria; Squamata; Natricidae. Gene Ontology annotation, cellular component: external side of plasma membrane.
UCUGGAUUGUGGCGUUGUUGAUCACCCGGGGUGAGUCUCCAUUUCCCUACAACUUCGAGAGAGAGCAGUCCUGGUUGAGGAUCGCUGCUUAAGAUGGCCCGGAGCUCUGCGUCCCUCUGGCUCCUGGGGCUGCUGGCGAUCGCCCUAUGGGAGAGUUCCGUUGGCGCCUCCUCCCACUCCCUGAAGUAUUUCUCCACCUCCAUCUUGGACCCCAGUCAGGGGCAGCAGCCCCACUUUGUCUCUGUGGGGUACGUGGACGAUCAGCUUUUCAUUCACUACGACAGCCACAGCCAGAGGGUGAAGCCUCAAGUCUCCUGGAUGGAGAAGUUUGGGAAGGACAAUCCCCAGUACUGGGACAGUCAGACCCAGAUAUCACGUGGCACUGAGGAGAUGUCCAGAGGAGACCUGGAGACUCUGAGGAUUCGCUACAAUCAGAGUGAAGGCCUUCACACAUGGCAGCUGAUGUAUGGCUGUGAGCUGCAGAGAGACAAGAGCAAAAGAGGGUUUUAUCAGUAUGGCUACGAAGGGAGGACCUUCAUCACCUUCGACAAGGAGACCCCCACCUGGGUGGCUCCCGUCCCCCAGGCCCAGAUUACCCAGAGGAAAUGGGACGCUCUUCCAGCACAAAAUCAGUACAUAAAGUCCUACCUGGAGGAGGAAUGCAUUGAGUGGCUGGAGAAGUACCUGUCCUAUGGGAAGGAGACGCUGCAGAGGACAGAGACCCCAAAGGUGACGGUGAGCAGCCGGACGGAGGUGGAGGAUGGGAUGGAGAUGCACAUCUGCCAGGUCCAUGGCUUCUACCCCAGGGACAUCGAUGCCUCCUGGAGGAGGGAUGGGGAGGUAUGGCUGGAAGAGACCUUCCAUGGGUCUGUGGCCCCCAAUGCGGAUGGGACCUACCACUACUGGCUCAGCAUCCGGAUUGACCCCAAAGAGAGGAGCCGCUAUCGGUGCCAUGUGGAGCACGAUGGCCUGCAGAAGCCUCUGGACUUGGAGCUGAAGGAACCAACCAAUUCAAAAUCCAACCUGGGGCUCAUCAUUGGCUGCGUUGUGGCUGCCCUUGUCCUGGCGUGUAUUGGGAUCCUGGUAUUCUUCAAAAAACGUCAAGAUGACUACAAAGCAGCACCAACAAGUGACAGAGGAUCCAGCAGUUCAGACCAGGGGAGCAACCAGACUGUUUAGCAGCCCCCUUGCAGGGGAGACGCCCAGCAUGAGGAGAGAGGAGAGAAGAUGGGAUCGGCCUCCUUCUGAAUUAGGCCGGACUCUCAUGCUGCAUGAGAGAACCAGGAGAGAUUUUGGGGUCUUUCAUCACUGCUUUUAUCACUGAAUCAGUAAACUGUUUCUAUUAUGAUUGAGGAGCAGAGGAGAAAAUAAUAUAUUGUGUGUUACUAAUUGUGCAAUCAAAAGAUUUCAAAUUGGGUUUCAUAGAUAAUAGUUUAUCAUAGAUAAAUAGGUUGCAUAACCCCCUUAAUGGGCUUUUGCUGAUUAGUCCUAGUGGAUAGAGGUUGGAGGCUAAAGAUGAGAUUUUAGAGAUGGGUUUAUAGAGAAUGGGGUGAGGAAUCGGAUGAAGAAUUUCUUGGUUUUACU